AUGGCUCAGCAGGCGAAGCGAUCUCAAGUUGUACGGUCCCAUGGUCGUAUACUUCAAGCGACCCGAAGCCAAAGAAUUUAUCGGCGAAGGACUUCAGUGGCUGGACGAGAGUUCGGUACCGCAAGAGUGCUUGAACGUCUCGACUGGCAGAUGCACGGAAAUGAUCGCCAAGAUGUGUCCCAUGCGGCGGCUUUCUUGAGUCACACAGAAGGACCUAUCAGAAGUUCUAUCCAACAUAGUAUGAAUUACUUGUUCCGAUUGUUUGAGCUGAAUGUGAGGAAGAAAGGACUGGCACACGAGAGGCGGAUAAACUACAAGGAUAUUUGGGAUGCAGCAGUGCUGGCCAUCCAAAAACCUCAAGCACGAAAGAUCCAAGGAAAGCUGCUAACGGUGCCAAUGGGACAUCACGGGUUGCUCAAGAUGGACAUGUGCAGAAAGCUUGGCAGGUCUAUCACUGACGUGAGGCGAAGGCCAGGAAGGGCGGUGGAUGGGGUGAUUACCCGUGACUUCAACCGGCACGACCAGGUGAAGGGAGGAGACGAUGCAUCGGUGGCAAAACAGGGAAUGGUGGAUCCGAUUAUCGAUUUGAUGAACUAA
Molecule: messenger RNA, 597 nt
Organism: Fusarium odoratissimum NRRL 54006
Lineage: Eukaryota; Fungi; Ascomycota; Sordariomycetes; Hypocreales; Nectriaceae
Exons: 3
Coding region: 1-597 (198 amino acids)
Source: RefSeq, a predicted model, not a curated record